This is a messenger RNA of Rubroshorea leprosula, 2276 nucleotides long. The record is from the annotation of a GenBank genome assembly. Lineage: Eukaryota; Viridiplantae; Streptophyta; Magnoliopsida; Malvales; Dipterocarpaceae.
AGUUGUAACGGCAGUUUCUGUUGGCGCCGAUCCUCUGUUAAAUCUCGAAAUGGGGAAGCGAAGGUUUGCUCAGGUCUCCACAAGCGACGACGACGACGACGAAGACUCUCUACUUCCACAACAUUCCAGGAGGUCGUCGCGGCCCACCGGCCCUUCCUCCGACGACAAGAAGCGGGAGAAGCGGGAGAAGCGGAAGAAAACGAAGCUUCCAGAAGAUGGGGAUAGAGAAGAAGAAGAAGAGACGCAAUCGAGGAGGGAGAGGAAAGAGAAGCGAAGAGUGGAGGAGGAAGAAGAGGAGAAUGAGGACGAGGACGAGGAGGAGGAGGUUCAGGAGGACGCGAAGCCUGUAGGGGAGGUGGUUAGGGUUUCUGGGAAGGGGAGAGGAAGGAGGAACCAUUACGAGGCCUUUGAGUUUGACGGGAAUAGAUACGAACUUGAAGAUCCUGUACUUUUAGUUCCUGAGAAUCAAGUCCAGAAACCUUAUGUGGCAGUCAUUAAGGAUAUCACACAGACCAAAGAUGGUAGCAUGAUGGUUACCGGACAGUGGUUUUAUCGUCCUGAAGAAGCUGAAAAAAAGGGUGGAGGAAACUGGCAAUCAGAUGAUACGCGUGAACUGUUCUAUAGUUUCCACCGUGAUGAGGUACCAGCAGAGUCUGUUAUGCACAAGUGUGUGGUGCACUUUGUCCCAAAACAUAAGCAACUACCAUGUCGGAAGCAACAUCCUGGUUUUAUUGUGCAAAAAGUUUAUGAUACUAUUGAGCGAAAACUCUGGAAGCUAACUGACAAAGACUAUGAGGAUAUUAAACAACAUGAAAUUGAUAUUCUUGUUCAGAAAACUUUAUCGCGUUUGGGAGAUCUUCCUGACAUUGAGACUGAUGAGAAUGCUGUUGAUCUGGAUGAUGCCUUGAAGACUAAAAGAACACUUAGGAAAAGGACCAUUUCACCACUUGACAUCACAAGGAAUGAGGAAACAACUGCCAGGCUGGACCAUCAACUUAAAGCUGAGACUCCUGGAAGCUGCCCAAGUAAUCUAUCUGAAUAUCACACUAUUUUAUCAAAGUUUAAGGUAUUGACUGGAGAAACCCAUCGUGAUAAAUGGUUGGAGAGGCUUCUUCAAGGAAUUCAGUACAUGUGCAGUUCUCCUGAUGGGGUGCAAAAAGGAAUUGGUGGCUCUGAUGUCGCACAAUAUGAAAAGGAGAAGAGUCCAGUAAAUGCAAAUGAAGCUGAAGAAAAGAUUUCAAAUAGUGGAAAGUCUUUUCCAUGGCCAGAUGCUGCUGUUUCAGCAGUAACUGCUCUAGAGAAGGUAGCACAUGAUGCCCUUUCCUCAGAUUUUCAGAAGUAUAACCAAAAGUUACGACAAUUGGUUUUCAAUCUGAAGAAUAAUGAAGUUCUAGCUCGGCGGCUACUGAAUGGGGAGCUGGAACCUUCCAAAAUACUGAACAUGUCCCCUAAUGAGUUGAAGGAGGGUUUAACAGCAGAAGAGACAGCAAGAAAGGAGCCUGAUGAUUCGGAGCGCAUGCAGAUGACUGAUGCGCGGUGUAAAAGAUGCAAUGAGUUUAAAGUUGGCUUGAGGGACAUCAUUCAAGCUGGACAUGGAGACAGAUACCAGCUGGAGUGCAUUGCCUGUGGGAAUUCUUGGUACGCUUCUAGAGAUGAGGCAUCAAGGCUGACAAUAGAGGGACCAAGUUCUGGUGCAGCUGCUGCUAGGAAAACUGAUGGGACAGUAGCAUUGGCUACCACAAAAUUUGAUAGUGUAGAGGGUGGAGAGUCAGAGAAGUCAGUGAAAGAUGAGAUUAAGGAGAGUAGUGAAGCACACAUGCCUGUUUUGGAGUCCCAGAAAUCAUUUGGCAGGUCAAGGAAUGAGGAUAAAACUGAAACUUUGGAUAAGGCGGGGUAGGAUGUUUUGAGGGAUCAAACAUUUUCCUAACUUAGAUGAAGAAAAUCAAACAUACCAAAAUAGCAUCUUGCAGAGGCAAGUUAGUAAGCUGUACACAACUAAAGUAGAGUUGGCAUCUUUUUUGAGUUUUGUAUAUGGUGAUGAAGGGAAACGAACAAAGUUAGUGUCAGGAUCCAAAUAACUACAGUUCAAAAUUUUCUGAAUAGCUUUGGUUAAUUAUUAUGUAAAUCGAAGAAGUGAUUUGCAAUUCAUCUUACCCAAACUGCAAACACUUUAGCCUCGUGAUUAGUGAGGCCAAUGGUAGAUCUCAAUGAUUAUCAAAUUUGAUUUGUUUACACUCUCGUGCAGGAUGGAGGGACUAUAAAACACUAAAUUUAUA